UCUAGCAUAAUACUCUAGUGAUGUUACAAACGCGGCAACCAGUGGCCAAACGAAGGCAACCAGCAUGUACGCUGGGCAUUGUGAUAGUUGUCUGUCUGUUGGUCGGCGUUCCGGCGACCGUACGGGCAGCAGCCCUUGUAGCAAAAGAAGUUUCCUAUAUUGUCGAUAAUCGGCAGCUAGAAGCACUCGAGCCUUCGUGCAAGAGUGAAAUCUACUGUCAUGGCGAUCUGCUCAAGACGGUGCAGAUGAGCGAGAUCUACGCCGACUCGAAAACGUUCGUGGACAUGAAGAUGAAGCAAUCGCCGAACGAAACGCUCGAUUCGUUCCACGAGUUUAUGACGGCCCAGAACAACAGUCCGACGAAGGCAAAGCUGCAAGAGUGGGUAGAGCUGAACUUUGACAAGCCUGGCGCAGAGUUUGAAGUAUGGACGCCCGAUGACUGGACUGCAAAACCGAAAUUCCUGGAACGCAUCAAGGAUGCAGAUUUGCGCCAGUUUGCGUCGGAUCUGAAUAAGAUUUGGCACGAUCUUGGACGCAAAAUGACGACGGAUGUUGCGCUCAAUCCGGACCUAUACUCGAUCAUCCACGUGGACAAUCCGGUAAUCGUUCCGGGUGGUCGAUUCCGGGAGUUCUACUACUGGGAUUCGUACUGGAUCGUGAAAGGUUUGCUGCUGUCCGAAAUGUACACAACCACCAAGGGCAUGCUGGAGAACUUCCUGUCGAUCAUCCAGCGCUACGGUUUCAUCCCGAACGGAGGACGUAUCUACUACAGUAUGCGGUCGCAACCACCACUACUGUGCGGUAUGUUCAAGGCGUACGUGGAAGCCACCAACGACACCAAGUUUGCGAUGGACAGCGUAGAAAUUCUCGAGCGUGAGUUCCAAUUCUUCAUGAACAACUACGUGACGGAGGUGAACAAUCAUCAGCUAGCGACGUACGGGUACAAAUCGAGCGGCCCCCGACCAGAAUCCUACCGCGAGGACGUACUCAGUGCGGCCAUCUUCGAGCGGGAGGAGGACAAACAGGACUACUACUGUGAGCUGAAGGCAGCCGCCGAAAGUGGUAUGGAUUUCUCGAGCCGUUGGUUCAUCAAGGAUGGUACGAAUUCCGGUAACCUGACCGAUCUCAAGUGCCGCUCGAUCGUGGCGGUCGAGCUGAACGCUAUCCUGUACUGGAAUGCGCUCAUUAUUGCCGAAUUUUACGGCUACCGGAACGACAUCAACUCUAUCGCGAAAAAGGAAGAAUAUUUGGCGAAAGCGGACGAGCUUAAGAAAGCGAUCAAUGCGGUCCUGUGGGAUGAAAAGGAAGGUGCUUGGUUUGAUUACGAUCUGAUCAACAAGAAGCUACGCAAAUACUUCACCCCAACGAACCUUUCGCCACUGUGGGUUGGAUGUUACGAUCGGACGGAUAAGAACCUGCCGAAGCGCAUCCUUGCCUACAUCGACCGGCUGCAGCUGGAUCAGUAUCCGGGUGGUGUACCGAACACGCUGCAAAACACCAACGAGCAGUGGGACUUCCCGAACGUAUGGGCACCGAUGCAGCACAUGCUCGUGAUGGGGCUCGAUUCGCUGGACAGUGCGGAAGCGAAGGAACUUGCUUUCAGCUGGGCACAGCGUUGGGUACGGGGGAACUAUCUUACCUUCAACAAAACGCAUGCCAUGUUUGAGAAGUACGACGCACAAGAGCUCGGUGGACAUGGUGGUGGUGGUGAGUACGAUGUGCAGACCGGUUUCGGCUGGACCAACGGUGCCGCAAUGGAUCUGAUGAACAAGUACGCCGACAGACUGACAACAGUGGAUGCCAACGAUAAUGCGGAGGAUGGUAAUGGAAAUGGAAACGGUGCGCUGGUAGCAUACUCCAUCAAUACUGGCAUUAUUGCCACGAUUCUAGCAUUCUUUGUUGGCGUGUUCGGCAUAUUCCGAAGGUUUUUCGGUCGAUGA
Messenger RNA from Anopheles maculipalpis, 1940 nucleotides. RefSeq names its product trehalase. The coding region runs from base 21 to 1940 and encodes 639 amino acids. Gene Ontology annotation, biological process: trehalose catabolic process. The record is from RefSeq and is a predicted model, not a curated record. Gene Ontology annotation, molecular function: alpha,alpha-trehalase activity. NCBI's taxonomy places the organism in Eukaryota, Metazoa, Arthropoda, Insecta, Diptera, Culicidae. The transcript is spliced from 6 exons.